Solea solea (common sole) is the source of this 3529-nucleotide messenger RNA. It is a transcript of the gene ilf3b, whose product is annotated as interleukin enhancer binding factor 3b. NCBI's taxonomy places the organism in Eukaryota, Metazoa, Chordata, Actinopteri, Pleuronectiformes, Soleidae. Gene Ontology annotation, molecular function: double-stranded RNA binding; single-stranded RNA binding. The transcript is spliced from 18 exons. The record is from RefSeq and is a predicted model, not a curated record. Gene Ontology annotation, cellular component: precatalytic spliceosome. Bases 228 to 2810 code for a protein of 860 amino acids.
AAUUGGAGAAGAGUCACAUGCAACUUCCAUCCAAUCACCAUCAUCGUUUUUAGCUCGUGGGGGCUUGGACAGAAUCUUCCAUUUGCACUCGCUGCUACUGAGACCAGGAGAUACCGAAUGAGACGUCCUUCCGCCGUUGUGAAGACACACACGGGAAGGACUGCAACGCUGUCAUCUUCUGCAAAUAAGAUCUUUUUUAUCACUAUCAGUCACAGAUUAAAGCAACAAUGCCUCCACCAAUGCGCCAUCGCUCCAUGCGUGUUUUCAUGAACGAUGACCGCCACGUCAUGGCCAAACACUCUGCCAUCUACCCAACUCAGGAGGAACUGGAAGGUGUUCAGAACAUGGUGUCUUGUACAGAGCGUGCCCUGAAGGCAGUCUCUGACUGGCUGGAUAAGCAGGAGAAGGGAACAUCCAAAUCUGACUCUGAUGGCACAGAGACUGAUAAGGAAAGUGAGCUGAAAGACCAAGCCACUCGCUCACUGCGUGGUGUCAUGAGAGUAGGCCUGGUUGCCAAGGGGCUGCUACUGAAGGGGGACUUGGACCUGGAGCUGGUGCUCCUCUGUAAGGAAAAGCCUUCCAUUAAUCUGCUGAAGAGAGUGUCUGAAAACCUUGAUUCACAGCUCAAGCUGAUUGUAGAAGACAAAUAUGUGGUGACCUCGGACAUCCGUGAAGCCAGUAUUGCCAUUAAGAACACCAGUGAGCCCCCACUCACGCUUACAAUUCACCUGACGUCACCUUUGGUUCGCGAGGAGAUGGAGAAGGCUGCAGCUGGAGAAACGCUUUCAGUCAACGAUCCCCCGGAUGUUCUGGACAGGCAGAAAUGCCUAACUGCCUUGGCAUCUCUCCGCCACGCUAAGUGGUUCCAGGCUAGAGCAAAUGGACUCCGCUCCUGUGUCAUUGUCAUCCGGAUACUGAGAGACCUGUGUGUCCGUGUCCCUACUUGGGCCCCGCUUCGUGGUUGGCCCCUGGAGCUGAUCUGUGAGAAAGCCAUUGGUACAGGGAACCGGCCCAUGGGGGCGGGAGAAGCUCUGCGGAGAGUUUUAGAGUGUCUGGCUUCAGGGAUCCUCAUGGCAGAUAGUGCAGGAAUCUCUGAUCCAUGCGAGAAGGAGCCUACAGAUGCUGUUGGUCACUUGGACCACCAGCAGAGAGAAGAUAUCACAGCAAGUGCACAACAUGCCUUAAGGCUGUCAGCCUUCGGACAGCUUCACAAAGUGCUUGGAAUGGAUCCCCUUCCCUCUAAAAUGCCCAAGAAACCUCCUAGGAAGAUUCCCAUUGAUUAUACUGUGCAAAUCCCACCCAGCACAGCAUAUGCCCCACCAAUGAAAAGGCCCAUUGAGGAAGAAGAGGGAACCGACGACAAGAGUCCAAAUAAGAAGAAGAAAAAACUGCAGAAGAAAACUCCAGAGGACAAGGCUGAGCCUCCCCAGUCUAUGAAUGCUCUGAUGAGGCUCAAUCAGCUGAAGCCUGGUCUCCAGUACAAACUUGUAUGUCAGACUGGUCCGGUUCAUGUUCCGGUCUUCACGAUGUCUGUCGAAGUAGAUGGAAAGUCCUUUGUGGCUUCUGGUCCGUCCAAACGCACUGCCAAGCUCUAUGUAGCUGUAAAGGUCCUGCAGGACAUGGGUCUGCCCACAGGAGUUGAAGUAAAGACUGAACCAAUAAAAGUAGAGGAGACUGAAGUACCUGCCACCAUUGAGGAUGUGAAGCCAGUGAUAACACCCUUUGAAAUUAGCACAACUGCACCAGCAGCAGACAGUGCAGACACCACUAAUGCUGCAGAGACUGCCCGUCAGCAGGGACCAAUCCUUACUAAAAAUGGCAAGAAUCCCGUCAUGGAGCUCAACGAGAAGCGCCGUGGCCUCAAGUAUGAGUUGAUCUCAGAGACUGGCGGCAGCCACGACAAGCGCUUUGUCAUGGAGGUGGAGAUUGAUGGUCAGAAGUUCCAGGGGACAGGGUCCAACAAAAAGGUGGCUAAGGCCUAUGCUGCACUGGCUGCUUUGGAGCAACUAUUCCCUGAAGGUGUUGUGGCUGAGGCUGCUAAAAAGAAAAAGGGACCACCCAUGCACACUCCAGGCUUUGGAAUGAUGGGAGCCCCUGGAGAUGAAGAUGUAGGUAUGCCCAGAGGCAGAGGAAGAGGGCGUGGCCGCGGAAGGGGCAGGGGCUUCAAUAAUGGAGGAGGCUAUGGCCAAGGAGGUAACAACGGUGGCUUCGGAACAUAUGGUUAUGGGAACAAUGCUGGAUACAAUUACUACAACAAUGGUGGCACAAAUGGAGGAGACGGGGAAUCAAGCAGCCCAUCAGACGGCCCACUAGCCAGCCCAGCACCAGGAUCAGCACAGGGCUCCUAUGGUUCAUACUACCAGAAUGAUGGAGGCUACACUGCCACUUCUGCUGCCAAAGCCCCAAAAAAGAAACCCGCCAUGCACAAAGGAGGCAAGGCACCCUUUUCAGGUCCUCCAGGAACAAACACUGGACCUUCGGGAGGCUACCAGUCCACCAGCCCCGUUGGCCAGGGCUCCUAUAACCAAUAUGGCCAGAAUUAUGGACAGGGAAAGAAGAAUUUCAACCAGAACCAGGGAGGAGCGGGUGGAUAUAUGUACAGCACAGCCUACCCCAGCCAAGUGACGGGGGGCGCUGGAGGUAGCCAAGACUACAGUUAUGAAGGUUUCAACAACCAGUCCAAUUACAACGCACAGGGAGGAGGAGUUGGUGGAAGCAACAACCAGGGUUUUGGCAGCAAUCACUCUCAGUACCACAACCCUACAGGCUAUGGCAGAGGAGACAGCAGCAUGAACUACCAGUACAGAUAGACUGUAUGACUCAAUGUCUAUGAAUCUUGGGCACCAACCACCCUGCAGUGUCAGACGCCUGCUCCAAAGAAAGUUGAUUGACAGUUUGCUUGUGCUCUCUGCCUUUUCCACAUUAGCUUCGUAUGUGCUUUUAAGUUUAUAUGUAGCACAUGUUGGCACAAAAUAAGAUGUCAGACCUGAGUUAUGGCUGAAUAUAGUGGUCUGUUCCAGUGGUCUGGUCUGUGCUUAGUCUUGUGUUUUUAUGUUAUUCUAUUUUUUUUAUUAUUGUUAUUUUAUCAGUACUACCAGUCCUUAUCCUCAUCACUCAAUAUCAAUGCUGAUGUUACAAAUUACUGACUCACUAGCUCUGGCUUUUCUUUUGUUCCUCCUGUGAGUGUAAACUUUUUUUUUUUCGUAUGAAACUAGUUUUAAACUACAAACAUUGUAUUUUUUGUAACAAUUUAAUAGGCCAAACAAGCUUGGUCUUUUCUUCAGUGAGAUUAUUUUAUUUUACUUUUUAGUUUUUUUGUGAUGUAGUUAUUUUUAAACUGUUUCAGAGAUUACUGGAAACUACACAUACAUUCUGAUGUGAAAUCUACAUUUCUGCUCAAUGUAACUUUUUGAUUGGGUGGGAUUUGUUCCUGUUCAUGUACAACAGUGUGAAUUAAAUGAUUUUUAUUUUGAAAAGAGUUCUCAAAAUGUUUGUACCACUGAUAAUUAAAUAAAUCAUUGGUAAUUAA